AUGCCCCUUCCAUCAACUAUGCGCACUCUCAUUCAGCCAAGGGCUGAGUCGAAAGAUCUUUCUCUUAUAAUGAAAAAACUUCCAGUUGCCAACCUAUCCCAAGGGGAGCACCUGAUUCGCGUACACGCUUGUGCCCCAUGCGCUGGUGAACUUCUUUGGCCCAAGAACUUUCCUCCGCCACAGCCUCGUGAGUUGGUACCAUGUCCAGAUAUCAGCGGUACCGUCAUCUCUGCUCCUACCGACUCCCCAUUCAAACCUGGCGACGCGGUGUAUGCUCGGACCAAUUACAUCCGCCCAUCUAAUGCGCGUGACUAUACCAUUGGAGUCACCGAUGAACUUGCGCAUAAACCGGAGAAAUUGAGCUGGAUAGAAGCGGCUGCGAUCCCAGUUUCAGCGGAGACUGCAUGGCAGAUCCUGUUCAUCCAUGCGGGGGUUUUUACGGGUGAAGAAACGGAUUUUUCAGCCGCGCAAAAAUCAUGGAGUGGAAAAAGAGUGCUUGUCACUGCUGCAUCUGGCGGCGUGGGGAUGUGGGUCACACAAUUGGCCAGCCUGCUUGGAGCGGAUGUUGUGGGGACAUGUGGUCCCGAGAACAUGGCUCUCGUGAAGUCUUUGGGGGCAAAAGAGGUCCUCAACUAUCGAACAACCAGUUUGCGUGACUGGGCUAAACAACCAGGCAAUAAAGUGGAUGUCGUGAUCGACUGUAUCGGCCGAAAAUCUCUCGAGGAAGCUUGGUGGGUUGUCAGGGACGGUGGCAUCAUACUAAGUAUAUUCCAGCCACCGAACCAGGUCUGUCCAGUAGAUUAUGGAGGGCAAGCUGUGAAAGACGUUUUCUUUGUGAUGGAGCCGAGUAGGAAGCAUCUGGAGCAGAUCACGAAGCUGGUCAAUGAGGGAAAGUGUCGACCAAUGGUGGAUAGUGUAUGGCCACUGGAACAGUUUGAGGAGGCGUUCAAAAGAUUGGACGGAGGACAUUCAAGGGGCAAGAUUGUUUUCGAUUUGUCAUUGAAUCAGUAG
Penicillium brasilianum is the source of this 1011-nucleotide messenger RNA. NCBI's taxonomy places the organism in Eukaryota, Fungi, Ascomycota, Eurotiomycetes, Eurotiales, Aspergillaceae. The record is from the annotation of a GenBank genome assembly.